This is a messenger RNA of Sparassis crispa, 225 nucleotides long. RefSeq lists its product as hypothetical. The transcript has a single exon. Bases 1 to 225 code for a protein of 74 amino acids. The record is from RefSeq and is a predicted model, not a curated record. NCBI's taxonomy places the organism in Eukaryota, Fungi, Basidiomycota, Agaricomycetes, Polyporales, Sparassidaceae.
AUGGAGACCGAGCUUGUGUCCCACCAUCUCUGCCUGGAUACUAUUGAGGAGAUGUUGGCCGACUUGCAGGCAGGGCUGUGCAACAUAGGGCUGAGGCUAGGUGAGCUGGAGGAGGCACAGAAGACAGGCUUAGAGUCACUGCGGAACGACAUAGAUUUGAAGAUAGCCAUGACGGUGAUCCUAGAUUCAGAGUCUGCGGUGAGAGAUCGCUUCACUUAUCAGUGA